This is a messenger RNA of Cladophialophora bantiana CBS 173.52, 2088 nucleotides long. RefSeq lists its product as uncharacterized. Bases 1 to 2088 code for a protein of 695 amino acids. The record is from RefSeq and is a predicted model, not a curated record. Gene Ontology annotation, molecular function: DNA-binding transcription factor activity; RNA polymerase II transcription regulatory region sequence-specific DNA binding. Gene Ontology annotation, biological process: cellular response to starvation. Gene Ontology annotation, cellular component: nucleus. Lineage: Eukaryota; Fungi; Ascomycota; Eurotiomycetes; Chaetothyriales; Herpotrichiellaceae. The transcript has 2 exons.
AUGACGGCCUCAGAUGUCGAAGAUGGCCACUCUCGUUCGGCCUCUCCUGACGACAGUGGGACCGAACACGUCCAAGUGAAUAUGGCCGAAGGUCAGAGUAAGAACGACGUGAGAAGCAAGCAACAAAAUGGAGCCCAACCGACCAAUCCAAAGGAUCCUUCUCGCCCCCGUAGAAAAAAGGCACGCGACGAGAGACCAUGCCAAAGGUGCAUAAAACGAGGCCUCCAGGAUGCGUGUCAGGACGGCGUCAGGAAGAAGGCAAAAUAUCUGCACGAUGCGCCCAACGAGGCCCUCAUGCCUGGGGUUGGAGGGAACCCCUACAACCAUGCGGCGGCGAAAGCAAGCUCGACUGUGGGCAAUGAAACCCCCCAUCAACAACCCUUCUUUCAACAAACGCCGACGUACAACAAUUUUCCCACGCCCGCGCAUAUGCCUCCUCCACUGCUCCACGAGAGAAGUAUGAGCACGACUAGCUUCACUCAGCAGUCACCACUGGCCACAAAUUUUCCAAAUGUCGCAUCGCAAGUUCCGCUGCAAAGCCCUGUAAUUGGUGCCGAUCAGUCGAAUUCCACCAACAUGACUGCCGCCGGCUGGCCAGGGCAGAUGUAUGGUGAUGAUGCCAUGUUCAACUUCGACAUUGCCAGUAUGAACUUCGGAAACCACUAUGGUGCAUUAGAGUUCGGAAUGCUCGGUCAUAUGGCUACCAAUGCGGGAGAUACUCCUCCUAGCGACACGGCGACACGAAGCGGUUCUAUCACACAGCAGCAGCAAUAUCGUAUGCCCUUCAGCUUCAGCGAGAGUCCGACGGCCCGGCAACAGAUAUACGGCGAAGCAAUAUUACCAGAUUGGUCCAAUGGGGCUGACCCAUAUAGCGGCCAUGGACACGGUCGCCAUAUGGCUCCCAACGCGUUUGCCAUAGAAUCUAACGCGGUUAAUUGGACCUCCCCGGACACGAAUGGCACGCCCAACAAUGCGGUCAAAUUCGAAGAGUCACCGUUGAUGACCAACACAGGUCUUCAGGUGCCGCCAUCAGCCCUGGAUGGCGGCCCGGUCAUUCAUUCAACCGGACCCUUGGAUGGCAGGAACAACCGGCCCCCUCCUUCUAUCUCGACUCCGCAGUUGAAGGCCAAAUCUCAGCUGCCCGUCAAGUCUUUGAAGCGGCCUAAGGAUCCGUCAUCGAUCUACACCUCCGUCACCCAGCCUUAUCCUUAUACGGCAGGGUUCCACAGCUUUAUUGCAUACCUUCAGAAACGAUUUGCCGCACAUCCUUCCAAGACACUUGCCAUAGCCAAGUCAUUGGCGUCGAUCCGACCAUCGUUCAUUGCGACAACCAAGACUUUGAACAGGGAAGACCUGAUCUUCAUGGAAAAGUGUUUCCAGCGGACAUUAUGGGAAUAUGAAGGUUUCAUUGAGGGUGUAGGUACUCCAACAAUUGUGGCGAGGAGGACUGGAGAAGUUGCAGCUGUGGGCAAGGAAUUCCAAAUCCUCACCGGGUGGACGAAGAAUGUGCUGCUUGGUCGGGCGCCCAACCUGAAUGUGAAUCGCGGUCAUUCCGGGCAAACACCCGGCACCGGGUCUGGGGCUAAUACUGCUCGACAAACGGGGAGUAACACCCCCACGCAACGACUGAUGUUUGAGACCGAGAACGGCGAGAAACGACCACAACCGGUGUUUCUUGCCGAACUGCUCGACGAUGAGUCCGUGGUUCAGUUUUAUGAGGAUUUUGCGAGACUUGCGUUCGGAGACAGUCGAGGCAGUGUUUGUGGCAGGGCCAAACUCCUUAAAUAUCGGACAAAAGACGAUGAACUCGCCCAGAAUCUCAACGUCGAGGCCGAGGCUCGAACCGAAGAUGGCCGUCAAGGUCAACCAGAGCUGCGACGGCAAGACUCCCGUCGUCAGCAUGAAAUGAAGCGGGAGCGUGAUGGUAUUUCUGGCGAAAAGGGUAUGCAAAAACUGGGAUCUGCCGACGGGAAGGUGGAUUGCACAUAUUGCUGGACGGUGAAACGUGACGUGUUUGAUAUACCCAUGCUUAUUGUUAUGAAUGUGAGUUCUCCCUCCUGCUUCGUCCCUUCAUUUUUGGCACACUAA